CCUUUGUGUCACCUCAAACGACAUAUACUCUUCUUUUCUUCUCUCUCUAAAUAUUUAUAUUUCAAGAAUUAAUUAAUUUAUUUAUUUUUUCUAAAAAAUGCCUGCGAUUGCUUUCGGACGGUUCGAUGAUUCCUUCAGCGCCGCCUCCAUCAAGGCGUACGUCGCGGAGUUCAUCUCCACCCUCCUCUUCGUCUUCGCCGGCGUCGGCUCCGCCAUUGCUUACAACAAGUUGACUUCUGACGCCGCCCUCGACCCGGCGGGCCUGGUGGCGGUGGCCGUCGCCGUCGGCGCUAACAUCUCCGGUGGCCACGUGAACCCCGCCGUCACCUUUGGUUUGGCUGUUGGUGGUCAGAUCACCAUCCUCACCGGACUUUUCUACUGGAUUGCUCAGCUCUUGGGAUCCAUUGUCGCUUGCUUCUUGCUCAAAGUUGUCACCGGCGGUUUGGCUAUUCCAACCCACGGUGUUGCUGCCGGUGUCGGAGCCAUCGAAGGAGUGGUGAUGGAGAUCAUCAUCACAUUCGCCCUGGUGUACACCGUUUACGCCACCGCAGCUGAUCCCAAGAAGGGCUCAUUGGGCACAAUUGCACCCAUUGCCAUUGGGUUCAUUGUGGGCGCCAACAUCUUGGCUGCCGGCCCAUUCUCCGGCGGAUCCAUGAACCCGGCCCGCUCAUUCGGCCCGGCCGUUGCCAGCGGUGACUUCUCCGGAAACUGGAUUUACUGGGUCGGACCACUCAUCGGCGGUGGGCUGGCUGGGCUCAUCUACAGCAACGUCUACAUGAACCAGGAGCACGCACCACUCGCAAGCGAGUUCUAAGUUGUUGGUGUGAUUAUGUAAUUUCUCUUUUCUUUGUGGUCCGAAUUGGAAAUUCCCUUGAAAUUAGUGCUUCUUUUGUAAUAAAGGAAGAAAGAGGAAAUUCAUUUUCUUUUUCUUUCUUUCUUUCUUUUUUUUUUUCCUUGAAAUUGGUUUGCAGCUGUAAAUCCAUUUCCUGGUGUAAUGUUGCUUUUUCUUGAAAUUGUUGGAGAUUGAAGCCGCUCUAUGGCCCCACUCUU
This is a messenger RNA of Sesamum indicum (sesame), 1050 nucleotides long. Its product is annotated as aquaporin TIP2-1. Gene Ontology annotation, cellular component: membrane. The record is from RefSeq and is a predicted model, not a curated record. Gene Ontology annotation, biological process: transmembrane transport; water transport. Gene Ontology annotation, molecular function: water channel activity. NCBI's taxonomy places the organism in Eukaryota, Viridiplantae, Streptophyta, Magnoliopsida, Lamiales, Pedaliaceae.